Saprolegnia parasitica CBS 223.65 is the source of this 1320-nucleotide messenger RNA. RefSeq lists its product as hypothetical. The transcript has 9 exons. Lineage: Eukaryota; Oomycota; Saprolegniomycetes; Saprolegniales; Saprolegniaceae. Bases 1 to 1320 code for a protein of 439 amino acids. The record is from RefSeq and is a predicted model, not a curated record.
AUGGCCGAGUUCGAGGCGCCCAAGCCGAUCGAACACCGCGUCUUCUGCACGUUCGCCGCGUGCACGCAGUGCGAGGGUCCGCUCUUCCACGACAGCUACAUCCGGACCAACAAACCCAACGGCCAAAAGGAGGACUGCGGGACGCUCGUGUACCAGAUUAACCCGUCGCCACACGAGGAUCAGUGGCAAUACGCGUGGAAAGGCGGGGCCAGCAAGGUCCUACGCAAUACCAAGCACGUCUUCAAGGCCUACCUCUUCAUGGUCUACCAGUACGAGCCACAGAAGGUGCUGCGUGUCAUCGGUGUCGCUCAGUCGACGCCCUUCACGCUCUCAUCGUACCGUCGCGCUUUAAGCAGCAGCGACCUUGGGGACCCCAACGACGGCACCACGAUCCAGUAUGACUCGAUUGACGACGGCUACCGUCUUGAGUUCUUAAAAUGUGCGUGCACAAGUGAGACGACAUUCAAGGACACCUACAUUCGUUGCAACAAGACGGAAGGGCGCAAAGAGCUGCGCUGUUUCCCACACUGCUGCCCCGGACACCUCGUGCACUGCAGCUGUGGCGGGAAAAUCUCGUUCGCUCUCGCAGGACCCCAGCUCAACAAAGUGCCCGCGUACUCGUUCGUAGCCUUUGCGCGCGUCGAACGCCUCAACGAGCCGGAGCUCAAAAUGGGAGAUGUCCGGUCGCACGCCAGUCUCACGGCCGAGCACGAGAGUGGCGGAGAGUGGGUCCCUGGCGUCCUCCUUCCGCCGUCCACAUACUACCCCACGUCGCUCGUCUUCAACUUCAACGAUGGCGUCAAGGUCGGCUGGCCGUACCACUGGACCGCCAGCGCGAGCAAGGAAAGCCGCAGCACGCGCCACGUGUGGCGUGGCUAUAUGUUUAUGCGGCUACCGGGCGACGACAGCGCGUUCACUCAAGACUUGCGUGUGAUUGCGUCAGUGCAGUCCCCGGCGUUCACUUUGCUCUCCUACCGGCGCAACAACGAGACGCGAACGUCGCGCACGAACCGCCGCAUCAUUGUCGAAGCGAAAACGGUCGCAGAUGUGACGCCGAUCGACGUAUCGAUGGUUGUACCUGCACUUAUUCCACAAGACCCGUCGCCCAAGUCGAUCGCGCACCCGCCGCUCCAGCGCCGGAGCUCGGCGAUGCAGCUCAUUUUGAACAAUGACGAUGAAAACAUGGUACCGACGCAGGCCGAUGGUGACACAACCAGCCCCGCAACGACACCUGUUGCGUCGGCAAGCAUGCUGCGCCUAAAGAACAUCAUGAGCGACGACAUCAAGAAGCCUAAGCGCCGUCGUGUGGCUGACUGCUAA